CAGUGUAGACUUUCCUUCUCACUUGCCAAACAAGAGGGCAAGCGUUCGGUCGACGUUCAGAAGUGCUCCGUUCGUUUCAAGUGAAAAAGUGCAUUGAAAACCAUUUGCCAUCGAGUAAAAGCAGUGAAUACUCUCAAAAUCCACCUCGAAACGUUUUAAAACCAGUUCGUGCUCUACCGCAGCUCACACUGACCCUGCUCAGGGUGCUAAAAAUUGAAGCAGAGAAAAGUGAACACUCCCGGGUAGCCCAAAGCAAAGCAUCGCCAUCUUUUUUUUCACACACUCUGUGGUGGUGGUGGUGCGCAUUAUCGAUUUUUCACCACACAUCGGUUAGCAAGAAAAGGAAAAAAAGAACCCACCCGCACAGCGCGGGUUAUUGAACGAACAAUAGAACAAACUGUUUUGUCCGGAAUUGUCCGGAACUCAUCGCACCUGCCGCCCAGACUCCGUUUCUUCUUCGGCCGCUUCCGACGACAUCGAACGUAUUGCUCCGCUGCGCUCCACCUACACACAUCCACCCUUCUACGCGCGCCAUUAAGCCGUGCCCCGUGCGCCCGCCCGCUCGUCGACGAUAAUCGCCCAACCUACGACGACGUCAAACACGUCGACGAACUACUACUGCGCUACUACUACUACUUCCUACCACACGCAAAGUGCAGGGCGCUGUGCAUUUGCAUCGACGCGCAGUUGGCAGUGUGACCUCAACCUGUCCCUCUGUGCCCUCCCUGUGCGCGUGUGCGCUACGACGUUCUUCGAAGGAAGAAAGGAAGAGAGAGAGAGCGAGUGCUCUAGAGCAAGUAGUUAACGGCGCGACAGCUUCUUCGAGCAACAGCAACAGUUGCAUCGUCGACAAAGAGAGAGAUAGAGAGAGAGGCAGAUAAGAGAGCGUGCGAUACGGAACACUCCUCACAGUCCUCAUCGUCCUCGUCAACGCAUCUUCCAGAGCCAUCGUCUGCGAUCCUGUAGCGUGUAAGCAAACCUUACUAGCGACUUACAAAGCUCUUAUCCUCUACACCUAGUAGACGAUACGUAUUGUCUGUGUGUCUCUGUUUUGGGAGGGGUGGGAAUUACUGAGUCAGAGAGAAGGCGAAAUUUUGGGCGAAGCAUAGGGAACUGUCUAACAAACCAAACCAAACAAAAACCACACACUGUUUGAUUUGAUUUAAACAGCGUUCAGCGACGAACCCCGGUACACACGCGAGCACAAGCAGCAGCGGAUAGCGGAAGGCGAGAGCAGCAACCCUCUUCCCCGUAAAAACAGCAAGGGCAAAUAAAGAUGGGCGAUUCGAAGGGCACGCGCGUCUACGUCGGCAACCUGACCGAUAAAGUGAAGAAGGAGGAUCUCGAGGGCGAAUUCACCAAGUACGGUAAAUUGAACUCUGUCUGGGUAGCUUUCAAUCCACCAGGUUUCGCGUUCAUUGAGUUCGAAAACAAGGAGGAGGCGGAAACGGCCUGCGACAAUCUGAACGGCCAGGACAUACUCGGCUCGAAGCUGCGCGUCGAAAUCUCGAAGGGCCGGCGCAACCCGCGCGGCGCUUCGCGUGGCUUCCGCGGGCCGCCGGGCCGCAACGGGGGCAGCGGUGGCGGCAGUAUCGGUGGCAGUGGCGGUGGCAGUAGCUUCCGGAAUGGGUCGCGCGGUGGCUUCCGGGACGGUGGCGGCUCGAGCUAUCGGAGCGGCAGUAGUGGCGGCGGCGGUAGCAGCUUCCGUGGCGGGAGCCGUAGCUCCGGCCGGUUUGACGGCGGGUACGGUAGCAGUGGCGGCGGUGGUGGACGCUCGAGCGGUUACAGUCGGGAUGGGGGCCGCGACGGUGGCUACGGCAGCAGUGGCGGCAGCUUCGGAGGCGGUGGCGGUUAUGGUGGUGGUCGUAGCAGUGGCGGCGGCGGCGGUGGUGGUGGCGGUGGCGGACGUUUCCGUUCACGGUCGCCGGUUGGUGGUCGUGGUCGGUAUUAAGGCGGAACCGGACCGACGACCGGCGGUUGGGCGCUUGGUGGUUCAAAGUUCUCCCUUAAAACUGUUUGCCAGCCACAGGCUCAUGUGUGUGUGUGUGGAAGACAAGAAAAGGCCAAUGAUGAUGAACUAAAGAGAAAUAACUUCAAUUAGCAUUUAAGCCAAACUAAUGGAACUGUUGUGUAUAUGGUUUGACAAGGGGCAUCACAAAGGCCACACACAAAUGAGAGCCUAGCCCACAGUAGCACCCUAUUCUAGAUAUAUAUGUGGAUCUUUGGUUGUAUGUUUUAAGUUCAAACUAAAAAGGGGUACGCGAAGGAUAGCAGUAGAAGCCAAACUAUGCGAUGAUUCAGUUUCGAAAGGAGAUUAAGGAUUUUAAAAGUGACAAUUUUAGCUACAAACGAAGCGCUAAACCAGCAGAUCUUUAGAGAUUGUUUGUAAAGCCAAGCGUUUAGAAGUGAACGGAAAUAGCCUGACCGGCAUGCUCUACUACAAACACCAGUAUCUAUUCCUCUUCGCCCCACAUGUCUCGACGAAACCAUUGAGGCAAUGAGUCUGUGUUUAGUGAACCUACCCCAUUAACAAAGUGUCUCGAAGCUAGGAGGCAAUGAACAAACCACAGAACGUGCGAAGCGAAUAUAUAUUAGCAAUGUAAGCAACUUUCAUUUUUGUAAACAUUUGUCAUAAGCGCCACAAAAUGUGAACUACACACACCCAUCGUAUGGACAACAAAUACUGUUGUACUCUCCUCCCCCAUUUGUAAUUACAAUUAUCGGACUCAUACUCUGAAUUAUAUAGAAUGAAAUUAUCCUUUCGCACUAGGAAAAGGCGUGAAACCUACGUUUACUAAUUGGCUCGAAUGUUUAGACCACUUGUUUUAGUCGAAUUACGUUCAAUUGAUGUGUACCCCACAGGGUGUGUAGAUCAUCGUCACGAGGAGUUUGUUCCUUAGUCAAUCCUUCGCCAGAGCAAUAGGAUAUUCUCCUGAAAAAUAUAGAUUGGCAUGUGUGUUUUAUUGUGAAGAAGCAAAUGUAACACACCGUUUGGCUAUGGCAGUCACAAAAUCCGAUUAAAGGAAGGGGAAAAAAGUAAAGCAAUAGCAAAACAGCAGUAAAGUGUGGUGCGUGUGUAUGUUCGCAUCGAUAAUCUUAUAACAGUUUUAGGUUAAAUUAUUUAUGUUGUGUGAUCUAAAUCUCCCAUCCCCUACUCAUCACCACUCGUUGCGGGUGGUGCGCACUCGAGGAGAGUUUUCUUGCUGCCAGCUGGAUCUCAAUACAAAAAGAGAGGAAGAAAGUGCUGAUAAAACCACCGCCUCCGACACGUUUAAUGUGAAAAAGCGAUAGUUUGAGGGAAAUAAGUAGGAAAAUUGUCCUCGUUUCACAAACUCUUGCGUACAACGGUCGUACAAAGCAGAAGACGAAGAAGAAGGAGGUGAAAUGGUGUUACACACAGUGGCUUCCCCUCUUGCACUAGUUGUGGACAAAAAAAACAGAUAAUCUCUCGUACUUUUUAGUGCAUCAUCCACACUUCCUGAGUAAAAACAAAAAUGCAACAAAAAUUUAUGAAAAAAAGAUAAAUAAAAACAUAAUACCUAGAAAUAGAAUAGAA
Molecule: messenger RNA, 3556 nt
Organism: Anopheles coluzzii
Lineage: Eukaryota; Metazoa; Arthropoda; Insecta; Diptera; Culicidae
Gene: Rsf1
Product: RNA-binding protein Rsf1
Exons: 2
Coding region: 1277-1951 (224 amino acids)
Molecular function (GO): RNA binding
Source: RefSeq, a predicted model, not a curated record